AUGUUGGAUAAAUUAAAUCGGAAACAAUCAAAAGAAAGAAUUGUUACUAAGAUCCCAACUUCCAGGACUACCCAAAUAGAUAAAAAUCAAUUAGAGAAUACUCCCAAAGAUAAUGAAUCAAAUCAUGCUAAUAGAGGAAUUCAUCCUGAUGAAAGUUAUACUUCAGACACUUCAUUUGCACCAACAGUGCUUUCUUUGAUUGAAGAUGGGACUCUCACCCGAUCAUCAACAAAUCGUCAACGGCAUGGUAAAACAUCAUUCAAGAGUUUUUUCAGAACUAUGAGUUUAAAAGUCAAUUCAAAGACAAGAAACAAGGAACGGAAAACUCAAGAAGAACUAGCAGCAGAAAAAGCACUUGCUGAACUAAGAAACCUUCCUCGUAAUCCUCUUGAUCUUGAAUUGAAUGAACUUCAUGUCGCACUGAAUUUUAACGAAGUGAGAAAACUUAUUGACGAUAUAUUUAUUGAUGAAAAUCAGGAUGCUGCUUCUAGGGCAAUUAGAAUUAGUACACAAAACAAAAGUUUUAGUUCUAUGGAAAAACCUUAUGGUUUAACAAAGAUAAAGAGUUUACAAACUGAGGAUGAUUAUAGUCUACCUAUAACCUCGUUUAUUAUAGAAACUCUAGAAGAAAAUUCAAUCAAUAUUGAACCUUCACAACAUGAUAAUGCAACUACCAACACUGAUAUUUUGAUUGAGGCAGAGGACGAGAAGGAGGAAGAAGAAGAGGAAGAAGAAAUUUUGAAUUAUGAUGACCUUGAUGUUAUUAGUGAUAAUAUGAAUGAAACUGAUCCCGGAUCCUCCAUAAGCACCAGCAAUGAUAUGAUGAGUACUACCAAUGCCACUGAAAAUGGGCCAAUUAUUGUAGGGGGCAGCACUGAAAGAAUCGAUACAACUAACAUAGACAAAAGAAAACUUGUUGUUGUCAAUAGCACACCUAACGACAACGACUACUAUGCAACGAAUGACAUAAAUGCUAACUUUAUUACGCCUAGACCUUCUAAUGAAAGUGUUGAAACUCUUGCUGGCGUUUAUAAAGAUUAUGAGGCUACAGAUACGACCAACACAAAUGCGGAUGCAACCGAGGCUGCUGAUAUCAAUGCCGAGACUUCCAAUGCUAUUGAUACAACAACUAAUACUACCAAUGAAGCAAUUGCCAAUGCUGACACCACUAAUACUGGAAAUGCUAGCGAAGUUAUGAUUGACACGACAACAAGCACUACUGAUAAUGACGAAGAAGAAAUUGAAAAGACCACAGAUUCCAAUAUGGCUACCAAUGAUAAUGUUUCUGAUAAAAUAGCAAAUACAGAUGUGGAAUCUUCUAGUGAUAAUAGUUUUGAUGCUACUACAGCUAACACAACCAAUACUAACAAUUUCAAUAACAUUGAAGUAAACACAGAAGUUACCAACACCACAGUUGAUAAUACCACUAGUGCCAAGUUUGAUAGUACUGAUAUCAGUACUACUACUGCUACUGCUAUUCCUACUGCUGUUGAUGGAAUCCCUAUUGCUGAUGAAAUAACCAACACUGCGAACUCCAAUCGAAUUUCUACUGCCACUGUCGAUAGUUUUGUCGGGAAGACUGGUGAGAAUUAUGAAUCCUUCAUUACCAAUGCUGGUAAAGACUUCAAUGACAAUAAUGCAAAUUUGAAAACACCGACAGACAAUUCUACAACAGCAAAUUUACAGUCUGGUGCUUCAAUUAAAAAAUCUAAUACUAAAACUGGAUCUUCAGAACAAAAUCCAUUUCAAAAAAAACUUAUGAAUUAUUUAAACAGUUUGAAUUGA
Messenger RNA from Candida dubliniensis CD36, 1785 nucleotides. It is a transcript of the gene IRO1, whose product is annotated as Iro1p. The coding region runs from base 1 to 1785 and encodes 594 amino acids. NCBI's taxonomy places the organism in Eukaryota, Fungi, Ascomycota, Pichiomycetes, Serinales, Debaryomycetaceae. The transcript has a single exon. The record is from RefSeq and is a predicted model, not a curated record.